CGGUGUCUUUGAACGCAACUGUAACAACCUAGUUUCGAUAUUGACCGCCCGGUGUUUCUUGUAGCUUUAUAACCAGCUCACUGACCACUUCGACGAUAAAAAACAAACACUAAACUUUGAGGGAGGUGGCGACAUAGCUUCUCAUAUGUCAACAUGGCUGCUUAUGAGACGGUCGUAGCCGUCAGUAGUGUGUGAAGGCUACAAGGGGAGGAAGAGCUGCCGUCCAGCGGACUUAGACCCUGCAGUAAACAUGUCAAUGAGUAUAAAAGAAGUUGUGUUGAAACGCCUGUAAACUACAGCAGCUGUAGAUCUCUCCAGCGAUCCAUGGAUUUCCAAAAACUUUGCACUUUUGACACUUUUAACCAGCUGUGGAGUCACUACGGUUAUGGGGAAAAGUUACAAGACGUGAUUGAGCAGGAGUUCACACGGAUUAAAGGCAUUACAUAUCUGGAUCAUGCAGCAACUACUCUGUACCCUGAGUCUCUGGUCAGGGACUACUUCCAGGACAUUUCAAGAAAUGUGUAUGGAAACCCUCACAGCCAUAACCCCAGCAGCAGAUUGACACAUGACACAGUGGAGAGGGUCAGAUACAGGGUAUUGCAGCAUUUUAACGCCACCCCUGAGGAGUACUCGGUGAUUUUUACUUCUGGUUGUACAGCCGCACUCAAAUUAGUGGCUGAGAGCUUUCCCUGGAGGCCACAGACUGAGAGCGAAGCGGGGAGUCGCUUCUGCUAUCUCACAGACAGCCAUACCUCUGUAGUUGGCAUAAGAGGACUCGCUUCUGUCCGGGGGGCAGUUGCCCUGCCUGUCUCGCCGCAGGAAGUGGAAAACAGGUCAAAGCGUGAGGCUCAAGGUGAAGAUGUUAUUUGCCACACGCCGCACCUCUUCUGCUACCCAGCACAGAGCAACUUCUCUGGGAGGAAGUAUCCCCUCAACCAUGUGAGAGGCAUCCAGGCGAGACGUCUUUACCCAGCAUGUGGCCACCAAGGCCGCUGGUUUGUGCUGCUCGAUGCAGCCUCUCACGUCAGCUGUUCUCCUCUCAACCUACAGGAGUGCCCCGCUGAUUUCAUUCCCAUCUCCUUCUAUAAGAUGUUUGGCUUCCCUACAGGUCUCGGGGCCCUUCUUGUCCAUAACAACGCAGCAGGCAUACUAAAAAAGACUUAUUUUGGAGGAGGCACAGCAGCGGCUUACCUUUCUGGAGAAGAUUAUUAUGUGCAGGCGGCAAACAUUUCUGACAGAUUUGAAGAUGGGACUGUGUCUUUCUUGGAUAUCAUCGCUGUAAAUCACGGUUUUGAAGCUCUUCACAGGAUCACAGGGGGCAUGCACAACAUCCAACAGCACACAUUUGGCUUGGCACGCUACACUUACAUGCUGCUGUCAAGUCUUUGCCAUGGCAACGGGCGACCAGUGGCUCAGAUAUACACAGAAGGGCAGUUUGAGAGUCCAAGCACACAGGGUGCAAUCCUAAACUUUAACCUUAAGGAUUCUCACGGGCAGAUAAUUGGCUAUUCACAGGUGGACAGAAUGGCCAGUCUGUACAAUAUCCAUGUGCGCACAGGUUGCUUCUGCAACACCGGAGCCUGUCAGUCCUUCCUCGGGAUCACCAAUCAGCAGAUGAGGAGAAACCUGCAGGCUGGCCACGUCUGCGGAGACAGCAUCGACCUGGUGGACGGCCAACCAACCGGAUCUGUACGAGUGUCCUUCGGCUACAUGUCCACACAUGAAGACUGUCAAAAGUUCCUGAACUUUGUUGUGGAGUGCUUCGUAGAGAAGCCAGUCACCGUGGACCAAGUGAGACUAGAGAGGCUUAAAACAGCCACAGCGACGUCCCAGGGUGUGAAUGAAGAUCCUCCAAUCCAAAUCACUAAUGGAGACUUAUGUAAAGUAGAUAAGGAGAAGGAGAAACCAACAGAAGAAUCACUGAAAGUCUCACACAGAGAGGCUUAUACACUCACAAAUAUCUACAUAUAUCCCAUCAAAUCAUGCGGAGCCUAUGAGGUCCACGACUGGCCGGUGGGACCGCUGGGUUUACUGUAUGACAGAAGCUGGAUGGUGGUGAAUGGAAACGGCGUGUGCCUGAGUCAGAAGAGAGAGCCACGGUUGUGUCUCAUUCGCCCACACGUCCACCUGCCCUCAAACAAAAUGCACCUGCAGGCAUCAGGAAUGGAUACCAUUUCAGUUCCCUUGGAAAACAACACUCAAAUGCACACGAGCCAUCGGGUGUGUCAGAGUAAAGUUUGUGGUGACAGGGUGCAGACUGUCGACUGUGGGGAUGAGGCUGCCUCUUGGCUUUCAGACUUUCUUGGACAGCCAUGCCGCCUGAUAAGACAAAGUCCUGAUUUUACCCGAGACAUGAAGAAGAAGCCUUGUGGAGCUGCCACGUCCACGUCCCUCUCCCUGGUGAAUGAAGCUCAGUAUCUCAUGAUCAACCGUGCCAGUGUGGAGCUCAUUCAGAAACUAAUGAGUAGCAGGCAGGACGACUCCGAGGGCGAUCAGCUCCUUGACACACAGAAUGUCAUUAGCCGCUUCCGAGCCAAUUUAGUCAUCGCUGGAGUAGAACCAUUUGAGGAGGAUAAUUGGCCACACUUGAUUAUUGGCAACACUCGAUUCGUGGUCGCAGGUCAGUGUGGAAGGUGCCAGAUGAUUGGAGUAGACCAGGAGACUGGGACCAAAACAAAAGAGCCUUUAAUGUCUCUGUCAGCCCACCGCAAUGGGAAGUUCACUUUUGGUGUGUACCUGACCCAUCAGCUACCAGAGGGCUCCACUACAGCCAGUGUCCUCUCCGCUGGUUCCCUGAUACAGCCACACAGCUCUUGAAGUAGUCAUCUGCACCCUCCCUUAUUUAUUUAUUUAAUUAUCUUUGAUCCAAAGUGACAAUUUCUGCACUGCACAGCCUAAAGAUCACCUGUCAAACACUGUGUGGAGUUUCUGUAGAUGCUGCCUUUUUAUUUGUCUGUGAAGCCCGGGUGCCUUUUAUGCUCUCAAGUGUCCUUUUCAAACCAGGGCAUUCAGAUUUUAUCUGUUUUGACGGUAAAUAAGUGAGAUUUCUGAAUUUCUCCCUCAAUAGUAACAUUUUUAAAAUGAGUGGCUGUGAAUCAUUAAUUGCAUGAUGAAAUUAAACUUGAAUGUAUUACUGUUAUUAGAGUCAAAACAUGUCAGGCUUGAUGCAAUAAUAACUGCUGCUCAUGUUAACCUCCCAGACAGUUCUUCCUCCUGUUUAUUCCCGUGGGGGAUUAUAUUGCUAUUUAUUCCAAACACACCGCUGCUGUUACUGCCGCUACAAAUCUAUAACAUAUUGCUCUCUGUAAUGAAAAAACCCUACCAGACACUCGGUGCUCACUAUGUGCUCUCAACGUGGUUCGCACUUGAACAUCAGAUGGCAGAAAAAGUAAUAAUGUCUUGGCCAACAGAAAAUCUGUGUUUGGAGUGACAUACUUGUAAAUAAAGAAUACGUUCUGUCAAGAUGUGGCAAUAAAAUUAUCCCUGUAUAUUGCCUACCUGUCGUGAUAGUGAGCAGUGGGUGGCUGAUGUGUGUACUAAGGUGUUGUACUGCUUGUCGCAUGUAUGCCA
Centropristis striata (black sea bass) is the source of this 3570-nucleotide messenger RNA. RefSeq names its product molybdenum cofactor sulfurase (gene mocos). The transcript is spliced from 15 exons. The record is from RefSeq and is a predicted model, not a curated record. Gene Ontology annotation, molecular function: molybdenum cofactor sulfurtransferase activity; pyridoxal phosphate binding; molybdenum ion binding. Gene Ontology annotation, biological process: Mo-molybdopterin cofactor biosynthetic process. Lineage: Eukaryota; Metazoa; Chordata; Actinopteri; Perciformes; Serranidae. Bases 325 to 2817 code for a protein of 830 amino acids.